AUGGACGAACUACGAUCGGCAAAGAUCCGAGUGAAGUCCAAUUUCACGAAUAUCAAACGUGGAAUACUGACAAAGCUGCACAGUGAGACCACGCCCAUAGACGCCAGAGACCUGAACGCUGGGAUAGAUGCACUGAACAAUGCGGCAGAGGAGGCAGUGCGGGUGAUGCUUGAGCUGUGCAAGCUGAUGAGAGCGGCAGGUCGCCCUACUGAGGCAAUAUACGAUGAGCUGGACGAGCUCCAAAGCAAGUACGAUAACGUGUUGGAGCAGGCCAGCGAAGUGCUCGCCGAGAUAUGCUCCGCGCGGCCCAGUCGUGGAGGGAGAUCUCCAGCGGGCAAGGAGAGAGCCCAGAGAAUUAAGGAAGUGCGGGAUCUGCUGCAAAGAUCGGAGAUCGUUGCUGAGAGCGAGGCUGACAAGGAGGAAAAAAGUGAACAGGCACCAGAAAAAGAAAAAAAAGAGAAAUUUAUGCAUACUGUGCCGAAGCGAGAACCGCACCAGGGACCUGUCGGUCUGGAGUCAGGACUCUUACCGAGUAGUCUAUCUGGGUCGUCGGCACCGAGUUCCUUGAGUGGGACUGCUGCCAGCUCGGGGACUGCUGCCAGCUCGGGGACUGCUGCCAGCUCGGGGACUGCUGCCAGCUCGGGGACUGCUGCCAGCUCGGGGACUGCUGCCAGCUCGGGGACUGCUGCCAGCUCGGGGACUGCUGCCAGCUCGGGGACUGCUGCCAGCUCGGGGACUGCCGCUCGCGCUCCGAGUAGCAGUAGUACUAGUAGCAGUAGUACAAGUACGUCGGCUAGUUCUGUGCCUGCUGCGGCUCCCAUCAGUACGUCCGCUAGUUCGGUGCCUCCUGCUGCUCCCAUCAGUACGUCGGCUAGUUCUGUGCCUGCUGCCGCCUUUAGUAAUAGUAUGUCGUUGAGGUCUGUGCCGGCUGUUGUAACAGCUUCAAGGGGCAUAACCUCGGUUGUAAACUCGGGUCAGGCUGGACCACUGACAGCCAGUGGCGGAGGCAGAGCCACCAGUCAGCCUGUAAGAGCACCAGUGACCAGUACUAGCCUUCCGCCAGCAGUGUCAGCACCGAGUGUAGUGGCACCAGCACCGGUAGCAGCACCAGCACCAUUCGCAGCACCAGCAGCGUUCACAGCACCUGCACCGUACGCAAACUUUCCACCAGGUGGAAUGGUAGAGCCAUGGCGGCAGAUGCCACGAGUCGGCAUUCCAGUUUUCACCGGAAACCGCAAAGAGUACGAGCAGUGGCGAGCUGCCUUCAACGCAUGCGUAGAUGUCUCGCCAGCCAACGAUGCGUACAAGCUGCUGCAGUUGCGUACUUACCUGAAGGGCGAGCCGCUGGAGACGAUCAGUGCCCUUGGGUACUCGCCAGCAGCUUAUGCAACGGCAAAGGCGAAGCUUGAGCGCAAGUACGGCGGCAGUCGAAGACAAAUUGCUCUGCAGCUGGAGGACAUUGAGAGAAUGCCAACCGUCCGCAGUGGUCGCCAGCGCGAACUGGUGCGGUAUUCUGAGCUGCUGGAGAUCGCAAUAGUAAACUUGACAGAUGCAGGGCGUUCCCAUGAGCUGGGUCCGGGAACUCUGUAUAACCAGCUGCUGCGAAAGCUGGAUGAGAAGCUGAUCGCGCAGUAUCAGCGUUGGCUAUUCGUGCAACAGCAGCCAGAAACAGUCACCAUGUUAGCAGUGUGGCUGGAACAAGAGGCAGAGUUCCUGACUGUGGCAGCAGAAACGGCAGACGGGAUCAGCAUAUCCCAGCCAGCAGCGUCAGCACAUGCGCCUGCCAACCGGCCAGCUAAGCCAGGAUCUCACCCAUACAACAGAUCUUUUGUGGCUCGUAGCGGAAAGUCGUGUGAAGUAUGCGGCGAUGUCCAUGGCGUGUGGCAGUGCGACCAGUUCAAAGGAAUGACUGUUGUAGAGCGCUGGGUCAAGGCCAAAGCAGCGCGUCUGUGUUAUCGGUGUCUGGCGAGUGGUCACCGCGGCAACGACUGUGAACGGACGAGAGUUUGCGGCGUUGAUGGUUGCGACUCCACGCACCAUAGGCUCCUGCACGGGCAGCAGCAGAUCAAGAACAGAGAUCCGCCCAAGGACAGACCAAGCACAAAGAAGCAAGGUGUGUACCUCGCCACUGAGGGGGAGGCGCAGGAGUCUCAAGCAGCAGCAACGACCAUGAAAGCCAGUGGCGCUGGGAAUUUGGCUUUGCGAACCGUACCAGUCAUGAUCGGCAAUGGCAACAGACGUGUGCGUAUCAAUGCUCUACUGGACGACGGCAGCACGCAGACGUAUGUCAGCGCCCGAGUAGCAGCAGAACUUCAGCUAAGUGGACCAAGCUCCAAGAUAUCAGUCGGAGUACUAAACGGACAGCGCUCAACGUACGACACCCAGGACGUCGACGUGCAGCUCAGCAGCGUAGAUGGCAGCUGGGAGCGCAAGAUCCAGGCGAACACGCUACAGCAAAUCACUGACAACAUGCACGCAGUGAAUUGGUCAACAGAGCAGCGGCAUUGGCCACAUCUCAAGGAAGUGACAUUUGCCAGCUUGCCGAAGCGUAGAGAGGUAGAUAUGCUCAUCGGCAUUGACCAACCAGACAUCCAUUGUGCGCUGGAAGAGAUACGUGGAGCUCCUGGAGAACCUGUGGCGCGUCUGACAGUGUUAGGGUGGACAUGUGUCGGUCCCACGACGUCGACAAUGGCUAGAUCGUCAUUGCUCCAGUACAGCUAUGCGUCAGUGGUACGAGACCAGUCAGAUGUAAACACAGAGCUCAACCGCACGAUGCAGCGUUUCUGGGAGGUGGAAGUGAGUGGUACCCACCAAGAUCCAGCAAUCGCACUAUCUGUCAGUGACGCAGCAGCUCUGCAGACAGCAACAUCGUCACUAACGCAAUCGGCAGGACGGUACCAGGUAGCUAUCCCCUGGACGGAGAAAGUGUCAGAGCUCAGCAACAAUUUCGGCAUGGCAGCGCAGCGGCUGCGUAACACGGAGAGCCGACUGGCGAAGAAUGAGACAGUAGCGGCAGCGUACAACGGCACAAUCAAGGCGUACGCUGAGAAAGGCUACAUUAAGGAAAUACCGUAUGAUCCAGCCGCCACAACCAGCUGGUAUUUGCCUCACUUUCCGGUAGUUCGGAUGAACAAAGACACCACCAAGGUCCGGAUCGUUUUUGACGCCGCAGCAAAGCACCGCGGCAUCUCGCUGAACGAUGCAAUUCAUCCUGGGCCAAAGCUGCAGCAAGAUUUGUUCUGCAUCCUGCUGCGGUUCCGCAGUCGAUCGGUGGCACUUGUGUGCGACAUUCAGGAAAUGUACCUGCAGAUUGAAGUGGCUGAGAAUGAUCGUCAGCGUCUACAGUUUCUUCAUCGCGACGAGCAGCAGCGCAUCAAGUGCUAUCAGUUCCAGAGAUUGGUGUUCGGGCUGAAUGUGUCACCGUUCUUGGCACAGUUCGUUGUGCGGGAGCACGCCCAGAACAAUGCCAACCAGCUUCCACUAGCGGCCGAGUCAGUACUGAAGUCGACGUACAUGGACGACACCCUCGACUCUGUGGAUGAUGAAGUCACCGCCCUGCAGCUAUACGAGCAGCUGACUCAGCUGUGGGGCUCAGCGUCAAUGAAAGCACGGAAGUGGCUGUCGAAUUCCGAGGAGGUAUUGAAGAACGUGCCGAUCGACGAUAGAGCCUCAGUAAUCGACCUGAGCAGCAGCGAGCUACCGGCAACGAAGACACUCGGAGUGGCAUGGUCCGCUCAGGACGAUGUGUUCUCCUUCAACUUCAGUCCGGAGCAUGAACAGUCCGUCACGAAGAGAGCAUUCCUGAAGAAACUGGCGACAGUGUUCGACCCCCUCGGCCUCAUCGCACCGUUUGUUGUUCAGGGGAAGAUCCUGAUGCAGGAUAUCUGGGCAGCAGGUCUGGACUGGGACGACACGCUGACGCCCACACUACUAGCAGCGGCCACAGAGUGGUUUCAGCAACUGCCUCAUCUCACCAAGGUAGCAGUUCCUCGUUGCAUUCGAUCACGCGGCAGUGACGAUGUGGAGCUGCACGUAUUCGCUGACGCAUCCAGUGUGGCAUAUGGCGCGGUUGUCUAUGCCAGAAGCAAGAGCAGCGACACUGUCCAAGUAUGA
Molecule: messenger RNA, 4113 nt
Organism: Sycon ciliatum
Lineage: Eukaryota; Metazoa; Porifera; Calcarea; Leucosolenida; Sycettidae
Exons: 1
Coding region: 1-4113 (1370 amino acids)
Molecular function (GO): zinc ion binding; nucleic acid binding
Source: RefSeq, a predicted model, not a curated record